Messenger RNA from Tripterygium wilfordii, 4536 nucleotides. Its product is annotated as WD repeat-containing protein 11. Lineage: Eukaryota; Viridiplantae; Streptophyta; Magnoliopsida; Celastrales; Celastraceae. The coding region runs from base 122 to 4150 and encodes 1342 amino acids. The transcript has 20 exons. Gene Ontology annotation, molecular function: protein binding. Gene Ontology annotation, cellular component: cytoplasm. The record is from RefSeq and is a predicted model, not a curated record.
CACGGUGCGUCCUAUUGUCUGAAGGUUCAGUCAAAGAGACUCAGUCCGUACAGGAAUUCUCUAUACUCUCUAGAUCUAUGAAAUCCCACACGACCCACCGUGACUACACGUAAUUUCGUUAAUGUCGAUCCCAAGAUCGCAGUCCCACGGCAGCGACAGCUGGGACUGCCUGCUGCCUGGCCCACCCAGCCGCAACAACUUCGGCUCCGCCGACAUCAGCUCCUCCGGCCUACUCGCCUUCGCUUCCGGAUCAUCCGUCGCUGUCGUCGACUCCCGCACUCUUCAGCUCAUCUCAACCAUCCCUCUCCCUCCUCCACCUUCCGCUUCCUCCUCCCCUUCCCUUUCCCCAUUCGUCACGUCGGUGCGGUGGACACCACUCCCGCUUCUUCGUGACCUCCUCUCCACGGAGCCUUCCACUUCUCACCUUCUGCUCGCCGCCGCAGACCGCCACGGCCGCAUCGCGAUCCUCGACUUCCGUCUCCGCUCCGUUCUUCUCUGGCUGGACACUGAUUCGAACCCCAAGCUCGGUGUCCAAGACUUAGCGUGGAUCCUCGCCCGUCCAGAUUCGUACAUCCUUGCCGCCAUAUCUGGUCCCUCGUCGCUCUCUCUCUACUCUACAUCCUCCGCUUCCUCACGCUGCAUUUUCAAGUACGAUGCCUCUCCUGAAUUCCUCUCCUGCAUCCGCCGCGAUCCUUUUGACUCCCGCCACUUCUGCGUCAUCGGCUUGAAAGGAUUUCUGUUGUCGAUCACAGUUCUCGGUGAUAGGGAGGAAGAUGUGGUAGUCAAGGAGCAUGAGAUUCGGACGGAUUCUACUGAAUUACAGAAGCUGGAUAGGGAUGCGGCGAGUGCAUCUUCUUCGUCGCCGGCGUCGGCCGUGUUUCCGCUUUAUAUGGUGCGGUUCGCGUUCUCGCCGCACUGGAGGCAUAUCAUAUACGUGACUUUCCCGAGAGAGUUGGUGGUGUUUGAUUUGCAGUACGAGACAACGCUCUUUGUAGCUUCGUUGCCGCGCGGUUGUGGCAAGUUUCUCGAUGUCUUGCCGGAUCCGAAUAAUGAGUUGCUCUACUGUGCCCAUUUGGAUGGGAGGCUCAGCAUUUGGCGGCGAAAAGAGCGUGAACAGGUGCAUGCGAUGUGUUCCAUGGAAGAGCUGAUGCCUUCAAUAGGGACAUCUGUCCCUUCUCCUUCAGUUCUUGCUCUCACCAUCUGCCUGUCAGAGUCCACCCUCCAAAAUGUUAGCAAGAUUUAUUCUGAUGUACCAAGUUCUCCUUCCCCUGCGCUGGAUUUUGACAAUCCAUUUGAUUUUUGUGACGAUAACCGUCUUAUUUCUAAAACUCAUAUUGUCUCCAUUUCGGAUGAUGGAAAAGUAUGGAACUGGGUCUUAUCCAUUGAAGGGCUUGAAGACGCUCAGAAGGACGUUACAAACUUGCAUGCAGUUGCUGAUGUCAGUGAAAUGCCAUAUCAAGAAACCAAUGCCAAUAAAUCAGUUACUUCUGCUCAUCUUGCCCAUGGAGGAGUGAAGCAACUAGAACAUGGGAAUGGGAGAAGCCGAUCUUCUAGCUCAACCUUCAGCCCGGCAAAUAUGUCAGUUAAGAUCAGCUUAGUAGGACAGCUUCAGCUUCUUUCUUCGACGGUGACUAUGCUGGCUGUACCAUCGCCUUCUUUGACUGCUACUUUGGCUCGUUGCGGGAACUAUCCUGCUGUAGCCGUUCCACUGGUCGCUUUGGGAUCUCAGAGUGGAACAAUUGACAUCAUUGAUGUUUUUGCCAAUGCGGUUGCUGCGAGUUUUUCUGUUCAUAAUGGUACUGUUAGGGGAUUAAGAUGGCUUGGAAACUCUCGAGUGGUUUCAUUUUCUUACAGCCAGUCAAAUGAAAAGGCUGGAGGUUACAUUAAUAGACUUGUUGUGACCUGCCUUAGAAGUUGCCUUAAUAGACCAUUUCGUGUUUUACAAAAGCCUGAACGUGCACCCAUCAGAGCUUUAAGAGCUUCUUCAUCUGGAAGGUAUCUUCUUAUUUUGUUUCGUGAUGCACCUGUUGAGGUUUGGGCAAUGACAAAAAAUCCUGUUAUGCUUAGAUCAUUAGCCCUUCCAUUCACGGUAUUGGAAUGGACUCUUCCAACAGUUCCACGGCCAAGUCAAAAUGGACCUUCUAGGCCAUCAUCAUUUGCAUCCAAAGAUCCUUCACCUGUGGCACCAGAAGGAGUAUCCUCCCCUUCAAAAUCUUCUUCAUCUGACUCUAAGGCUGCAACCUCAGAUGCAUCUCAGGAUGACACUUCCGAAAGUUUUGCAUUUGCACUAGUAAACGGUGCACUUGGAGUUUUUGAGGUCCAUGGACGGAGAAUUCGGGAUUUCAGACCAAAAUGGCCUUCUUCUUCUUUUGUCACGUCUGACGGAUUGAUUACAGCCAUGGCGUACCGAUUGCCUCAUGUUGUUAUGGGGGACAGGUCAGGUAACAUACGGUGGUGGGAUGUUACAACUGGGCAUUCUUCGUCAUUUAAUACUCAUAGGGAUGGAAUCCGGAGAAUCAAAUUCUCACCUGUUGUCCCUGGAGAUCGUAGUCGGGGCCGUAUUGCUGUCCUAUUUUAUGACAAUACAUUUUCUGCAUUUGAUCUUGACUCUCAGGAUCCAUUGGCCAAUUCUGUUUUACAACCUCAGUUUCCUGGAACCCUCGUAUUGGAACUUGAUUGGUUGCAUCUGCGAACUGAUAAAAAUGACCCACUGGUCCUGUGCAUUGCUGGAGCUGAUAGCAGCUUUCGCCUUCUUGAAGUUAACAUUGGUGACAAAACAUUUGGCCCGGAGCCUCAGACUCGAGCAAUCAAAGAAAGAUUUCGCCCUAUGCCUAUAUGUUCUCCCAUACUCCUUCCUACACCUCAUGCAUUGGCAUUGAGGAUGGUCUUGCAAUUGGGUGUGAAGCCUUCUUGGUUUAAUACUUGUAGCACAACCAUAGAUAAGAGGCCUCAUUCAAUUCCUGGAACUGCUUCACCCACAGGAGACCUUCGCAGUUUUAUGGUUGACAUACCACCUGUUGGUGACUCUGUAGUGCCAGAAAUGCUCUUGAAGGUAUUGGAGCCUUAUAGGAAAGAAGGUUGCAUCCUUGAUGAUGAGGCUGCAAAAUUAUAUGCUACGAUAGUCAAAAAAGGGUCUGUCGCAAGAUUUGCGUUUUCAGCUGCAAUUUUUGGUGAAACUUCAGAGGCUCUUUUCUGGCUACAGUUACCCCGUGCCCUCAACCUUUUGAUGAAUAAGCUGGUAAAUAAAACUCCUCAGAAGGCUCCUAUCUCCACAUCAUUUCCAGAACUUGACAACACAGCUAUGUUAAGUAGGCUUUCAUUGAAAGGGAAUUCAAUGUCAGGAAACACAAGGGGUUCAUCGAGUCAAGGUCAACUUAGAGUUAUGGCUUUUGAACAAGAAGAGUUAUGGCAAAGUGCCAGUGAGCGCAUUCCUUGGCAUGAGAAAUUGGAGGGAGAAGAGGCUAUCCAGAACCGCGUGCAUGAGCUCGUUUCAGUUGGGAACUUAGAAGCUGCGGUUAGUUUAUUGCUUUCUACCAAUCCAGAGAGUCCAUACUUCAAUGCAAAUGCUCUUCGUGCUGUCGCCCUUUCUUCUGCUGUGUCGAGAUCUCUGCUUGAACUUGCAGUCAAGGUUGUUGCAGCCAACAUGGUAAGGACUGAUAGGUCGCUCUCUGGCACACAUCUUCUUUGUGCAGUUGGAAGGUAUCAAGAAGCGUGCUCCCAGCUGCAAGAUGCUGGUUGCUGGACUGAUGCUGCAACUUUAGCCGCUACACACUUAAAAGGAUCUGAUUAUGCAAGGGUAUUGCAACGAUGGGCUGACCACAUUUUGUAUGCAGAACACAACAUCUGGAGGGCUCUUAUUCUAUAUGUAGCUGCUGGUGCAUUGCAAGAAGCAUUGGCAGCACUACGUGAAGCGCAACAACCUGACACGGCUGCAAUGUUCAUACUUGCUUGCCGUGAAAUCCAUGCAGAAAUUAUAACCAACUUAAGAAAUGCAGAUGAUGAAACGAAUUCUACUACUGAGGAUAAGCUGGUUAAUUUGCCAGGAUUGAACCCAGAAAAUGAAGACGUAAUUGCAGUCAGUGAAUAUUAUGGGCAAUACCAAAGAAAAUUAGUGCAUUUGUGUAUGGACUCACAGCCGUACUCUGAUUGAUGGACUAUAUCACUUGUCGGCAAGUUUCUACCAUGUCAAUGUUUGCAAUGAAAUCUGCAAAUUUGUUCACAAGGAUUUACCUUAUCGGCACGACUCUGGAAGCCCAAUACAAGUUCAAAGGACCCUGUUACUUGUACAACUACAUAUAGUGGCAAAGAUGAUAUGGAUUGGCAAAUGGUGAGGUUGGCCAUUUCCAGGGUACUUGACAUUGGUCAUAUGAAGUAUUUUUGGACUUCACCAAGUAUGGCAUUCCUCAUAAAGUUGUGCUGAAGAAAUACCAAAAAUGUUUUAGCGAUAUCAUUCAAUCGUCUUGGCCUUACAAGGUCAAUUGUUUGUAAAUUUUGAGGCACUUAAUUACAUACUACUGUUUUAAUGUUCUUCCUGCA